UUAACACGUUAUUUAAUACGGAAGAAUUAUAAAUGCUCUUCAGACAUGGAAGAAGAAACACAAGACGAUAAGCCUUCCGCUUCUAUUUUUUCACGAUAUAGGAGUCCAACAUUUAGUAGAAAUGAAGUUCAAACCUUAAUAAAUAUUGUUGGAAGACAUAAGUACACAAUCCUUAAUAAAUCAACUAAUUCGGCUGUGAACCAGGCCAAAGAGCUUUCAUGGGAGAAAAUAACUAAAACAUUCAACAGUAGGGGUUUCAAGCAUGAGAGAACCACGGAUUCUUUGAAGACAAAGUGGGAGAAUCUUAAAAAGGACGCAAGAAAACUUGCCAAAAAUGUAGUAGAUGAUAACAACAGUUACAGUGAUCUGACUAGGCAAAUAGUGGCGAUGAUGUCUGACGUAGAUGCCAAUGCUCCUAGUGAACAGAGCCAAAACAUGGAGGAUACAGAAGAAUUUAAUGAGCCUAUUUCAAAUGAUGAAAAAUUAAGUCAAGACUUGAAAAUAAAGUCCUAUUGGGAGAGUGUAGAAGAGAAGGAUUCUGAUGACUCGCAUGAUGGGAAUGAUGGUGAAAAAAGAACUAACCGAUCCCUCAAUUUCGCCCCACAAGAGUGCAGCCUCCUACUGGAUUGUGUCAGGAAGGAGAAAAGGUUUGUGUUCUCUAAGGAAUACAAUGCACAUGCCAUUGGGUUGAAGAAUAAAGCUUGGAGAAGGAUAUCUGCAGCUUUCAACAGUAAGAGUCCUCAGAAGAGAUCCCAGAAGGUUUUACGCACAAAGUUCAAUAACAUGAAAACAGUGGCUAAAACCAUGGGUAUCAAAGAUGCUGUUAGGAAUUUUGAUAUGAAUAAUACGAAACAUGAAAAAUUGAUAAAUGAAAGCUCCAAGCCAAUCAAGUCGGAGCCUAUGUUCGAAAUGGAGCUGGGACUAAACGGGCCAGAUGACGACGACCGUCACAACUCAGACAGCAACCAGUUCGUGCCAGAUCCGCUCAGCACUGUCCUUAACAGCGAUUCUGGAAUAGGUUCAACACACUCGAGUUCUUGGAGUCAAGAUAAUAAAGAAGUAGCAAAUUUAAAAUUGAAACUAUUAAAUUACAAAAUGGAAACAGCCAGACUGGAAAGGCAAAGGCUAGAAGAAGCCGCCCGCGCGUCAGCCGCAACCCGCGAGUCGGACUCCAUCGCCGCCGCCCUGCGACUCCGCGCCGCGCGCCUCGAAGCCCUCGCGGGCGCCGCCAAGCUGCCGCCGCAGCACCCCGCGCUACUCUUCACUCCCGAGGAACAGCCAGCGGAGAGAUACUUGCGCCAGUAUGAACAUACUUGAACGGAUGUUAGUACUUUUUUAUUGAUACUUUUUUUAAAAGGGACAGUUGAACGCUUCGAUCGCUAAGAACAGUUUUAAAGUCGAGAGUUGUAGGGCCCGUAGCGCACAAAUUAUAAGUGCUAUCAAAGUAACAUUCAGGUGUGCAAAGUUUACAUUUGAUUU
Cydia amplana is the source of this 1479-nucleotide messenger RNA. RefSeq names its product myb/SANT-like DNA-binding domain-containing protein 4. The transcript has 9 exons. The record is from RefSeq and is a predicted model, not a curated record. The coding region runs from base 46 to 1317 and encodes 423 amino acids. Lineage: Eukaryota; Metazoa; Arthropoda; Insecta; Lepidoptera; Tortricidae.